AUGACAUCCUCCGAACCCCGCCUUCAGAUCCGAACCCAACACUGCACAUUCUGCAACCACCUUCUCCUCGCGACAACACGAGAUAUAUCAACCCUCCCCCGUCGAGGCGGCGAAGCAAAGGAUAAAGCCAUUAUUCUCCCACUGGAGGACCGUACAAUUGGAGAAGACGCGGAUAUCAACGAAGCGCAAGGCACAAGGACAAAACAUGCGACAUUACUUCUUUCCACCACUAUACCUGAUCGACGCGCUACACUUAUCAGACGUGAAGAUGGGAUUGAGAAGAGAGUUCUUUUGCGAUGUGGACGGUGUAAGGCUGUGAUGGGAUACUAUCUCGACAGUGUGCAUUAUGGAGAAGAGAAGACCAAGGUUGUCGAGGAUGAUGAUGGGAAUGUGGAAGAGAAGAGGCCGGCGGUUUAUAUUCUGCCCGGAGCUAUUGUUGAGACGGACAAGAUGGGAGGGAAUAGUGAUGAUGCAGAGUGGCAGGGGUGGAAUAAUGAAGCCUAG
Molecule: messenger RNA, 504 nt
Organism: Penicillium longicatenatum
Lineage: Eukaryota; Fungi; Ascomycota; Eurotiomycetes; Eurotiales; Aspergillaceae
Exons: 1
Coding region: 1-504 (167 amino acids)
Source: RefSeq, a predicted model, not a curated record